Molecule: messenger RNA, 1836 nt
Organism: Didymella exigua CBS 183.55
Lineage: Eukaryota; Fungi; Ascomycota; Dothideomycetes; Pleosporales; Didymellaceae
Exons: 4
Coding region: 1-1836 (611 amino acids)
Biological process (GO): cell-cell adhesion
Cellular component (GO): plasma membrane
Molecular function (GO): myosin binding
Source: RefSeq, a predicted model, not a curated record
AUGGAGAGCGUGAUACAUGAAGACUCGCCGCUGGCCGAGUUCCUGGAGGGCGAGGGCAAAGGAGGGCUCUCUGCGCCGCCAUCGCCCGCCGUAUCCACCUACUCGGACGCCCGCGGGUUUGCGCCACGCGGGCCCUCCACGCUGCAGUCGAGGAUAAGAGACCGGCUGCCGCAGCCGCUGCGCAUCCGGGCGAACCGCCACGGCUCCGUUGCGCGCAUUCACCUGGCAUGUUCGAAAGCAGUCAACUCGCGCCUGGGACGCGCCGACAACGAGCGGUUCCUCGAGCACUUCCGCUACCUCAUCGUCGCCUCGCAGCUGCUGGGCGAGCAGUCGAGCAUCCGGACCGCGACCUUCCCCAGCCACGCGAACGGCCGCGGGCCCGGUCCAGAGUUCAAGGUCACCACCAUCAGCCCGGCCGGCGCCGUCCUCACUGCGGCGACGGCCUUUACGCUCGUCUGGCUCAUCCACUGGGCCCGGCGCAAGUCCGGCUUUAGCAAAACGCGCUUCGUCGUCGUCCUCGUCGUCUUCGUCGUCGUCGCGACCGUGGCGUACGGCUAUGUGCGCCGCCAGUGGCUGCAGACGCUGAGGCAGCAGGCGGUUGAGAAUGCGUCGGCGCUCGUCACCAACCUGCAGGCGUUUGAGGCAUCGACGUCGUCGGCCCUCGCGCUGAUCCAAGAGGUCGAGCUCGUCUCAAGAGGCUACAGAUUAUCCAUGCCGAUGCCGCCCAUCUCCCGGAUCGAAGAGAAAGGCCAAGUCCGUCGCUGCCAACGUCUGCGCCGGAGUCUGUGGGCCGCCUAUGCCACGAUGAUCCCGAUCUUGUCAGAGCAGUGCCAGACACUGCGCCGGCAAGUCCAGGAGGAGGACAUUGAAAAGUACCUCGACGUCUACGAAGUCAGCAACCCGGACCUGCAAGAAGCGGCCCUCGGAUACAGCGAGUCGGAAUUCGAGGACCUUGAGGGCGUCAAGGCGCUGCGCACCUGGCAGUACCGACUGUCGACCCUGCGCCGCGUGUAUUUGUGCUCCUUGCUAGCGCUCCAGGCUGACGGCGGAAAAGCCGACUUCUCGAGAUGGGCGACUGUAGUAGACUCGAUGGUCACGGUAGCCGCGCCAACCGGGGAGAGGAGCGAGAAGUUCAACCAGGUGCUAGCCGAGGAGGAGCAGUUUACAAUCCCAUCGCCGAACAAGCUGGCGCCCACACCAGGCCGCGAGAACCUGCGUAACUCGGUCCGCAAGCUGUCUGGCCUGUCACAGGGCAUCCGCGGCCUGCAGGCGAAGAUGCAGGUCCUGCGCGAAGAGACCAACAAGAGCCUGGAAGACACAGAAGACGUCACAGAGCUUGGUGGCCACCUGAUGGUGCAGUACGACUCGAUUGGCGCCGACCUGCGGAGCCUCAUGCAGGCAUGGGAAGCCGGCAGAAACGCCCUCGCGCUCAACAUCGAGCGCCACUCGCGCCGCAUCUCCCAAGCCUCGAGCAGCGGCGGCCUGCGCUCCCCCGUGCCCAGCCUCGGCGGCCUAACCGCCGUCGACGAAGGCAGUCCGUCCGACGCCCUGCGCGCUCUGAACGGCGAAACGCUGAGUCCGCACCCGAGCGCGCCCCCAAGCGACCACGGCAGCGCCUCGGACGACGAGGUCUUUGAAGCCAUUGCGCUCCCCAAGACAAGACGCGCUGCGUCGCGCGAGGAGCGCAUGCAGAAGAUGCAGGCCGAUCGCGCGCGCCAGGCGUUGCUGCGCGAGCAGCGCGAGGCUAGCAAUAAUAUGCUGCGCGAGCUUGAGAGUGUUAUCAGUCUCCGGCCCCAUAGGCAUACGCUCCCGGCCGGACGGGUUACGAGCCUUUGA